Molecule: messenger RNA, 1108 nt
Organism: Folsomia candida
Lineage: Eukaryota; Metazoa; Arthropoda; Collembola; Entomobryomorpha; Isotomidae
Product: rhythmically expressed gene 2 protein
Exons: 4
Coding region: 143-916 (257 amino acids)
Source: RefSeq, a predicted model, not a curated record
UUACAGCUGAGAUCAUCAGUUCGUCAGAAAUACGUAUUGCACAUUCAAUAAUAUUACAAUUUGCACAAAUUGUAUUAUUUAAACGUAGUUUCUAGUUCGAUCUUCAUAUUUGGAUAUUAAUAAAAACCUGAAUGUAAUAGAAAUGGACAACUCCUUAAAACUAAUCACAUUUGACGUUACCGGAACCCUGAUCCAAUUCAAGGGCGAUCUGGCGCAAGACCUUGUCGAAAUUGGGGAGAAAUAUGGCAUCGCCACGGUGACCCUUGACCAAGUGGGGGAAGCGACUAAAAUCCAGUGGAAAUUGCAAAGCGAGUCAGACCCACAUUUUGGAACGUGCUGGAAAUCUUGGUGGACAGAAUUUGUAAUUGGAACGUUUGAGCGAAUUUUAUCAGACAAUGAACCAGCAAAAAUAAAUUUGCAUAAAAUAGCGGAGGACUUUAUGACAAGAUUUUGUGUCGGAGAAAGAUGCACCCUACUUCCACACGUUGUGGAAACGUUACAUGAAAUCAAGACCCACUUUCCAACCAUUGUACUCGGCGUGAUUACGAACUUUGACUCCCGUUCUCACCGAAUUCUUCACGACACCGGAAUCCGACCUUAUUUUGAUUUUGUGCUGGUCUCGCACGAGGCACAAAUUUCGAAACCCGACCCAAGCAUAUUUUCACUCGCUUUGACAUCUGCAUCCCAGCUUGGCAAAAAUGGAGAGAUUCUCCCUCAGAACGCGGUACAUAUUGGUGACAAUUAUCGGCUGGAUUGCCUCAGUGCAGCAGAUUCGGGGUGGAGGUCGAUUUACGUUGGAGGACAUAAAACCAGCAGCGAUUUAGAAGAAAGAGAUGGAAUUUAUUGUACUGAAGGAAUGCAAAAUGUCACAAUUAUGUUAAAAGAACAGUUCAAAACUAUAAAUAUAAGUUCCUGAAAGUUUAAUAGUUUGUUAAAUAGCAGGAUUUGCAAUUAUUUCGAAAUGCAUGCAUGUCUCGAACUUUAGAAAUUUUUUUGAAAUAUAGAAAGUUGUAACGAAAUAGAUAAGGUGAUAACUAAAUAAGAUAUACUUCAAAUAAAUUUUAAAUUGUGUGUUAAAUAAAUUUGCUUUCGGUUAAAAAAUAUUAAA